Molecule: messenger RNA, 2288 nt
Organism: Lacerta agilis (Sand lizard)
Lineage: Eukaryota; Metazoa; Chordata; Lepidosauria; Squamata; Lacertidae
Gene: PTPN18
Product: protein tyrosine phosphatase non-receptor type 18
Exons: 17
Coding region: 81-1688 (535 amino acids)
Biological process (GO): peptidyl-tyrosine dephosphorylation
Cellular component (GO): nucleus; cytoplasm
Molecular function (GO): non-membrane spanning protein tyrosine phosphatase activity
Source: RefSeq, a predicted model, not a curated record
GGCUGCAAGAACCUGAACUUCCUCUUAGCAUUUCAUAGCCUUCAGUUCCCACUCUGCUUUGUCCCUCUUCUGACAGAGGGAUGAGCCGCUGUGCAGAGAGCCUGAAGGGCUUCCUAGCCCGGAUCGAGGCCAAGGCAGGGCAAGAGAAGGGGCAGCUGGCUGAGGAGUUCCAGGAAAUCAAAGCCCGGGCAGCAGCAUUCCGGCAGCAGCAGGGCAUUUCAACAGAAGCUGGGGGCAACAAGGAGAAUAUCAAGAAGAACCGUUACAAAGACAUCUUGCCAUAUGACCAGACCAGAGUUGUUGUGAACUUCCUGACAGAAGAAGCCCAAGCUGAUUACAUCAAUGCAAACUUUAUUCAGGGUGUGGAUAACAAGCAGUGUUAUAUUGCAACCCAGGGGCCUCUUCCACACACAGUGCUGGACUUCUGGCGCAUGAUUUGGCAGUACAAGGUGAAGGUGAUUGUCAUGGCUUGUCGGGAAGUGGAACUAGGCAAGAGAAAGUGUGAGCGCUACUGGCCUUUGGCAGAGGAAACCUUGCAUUUCGGAUCCUUCUCUGUGGCACAGGUUAAAGAACAGGAACUCAAUCCAGAUGUUAUUUUGCGGAUGCUUACCCUGACCUUUCAGAAGGAGGAGCGGGAGCUAUCUCAUUUCCAGUAUGUGGCUUGGCCAGACCGGGGCAUCCCAGACACUUAUGGCCACUUCCUUGGCAUGAUUGAGCAAGUGAGAAGCAAGCAGGGUGAGAGUACUGUGCCCAUCUGUGUGCACUGCAGUGCUGGCUGUGGCCGGACAGGUGUGAUCUGUACCCUGGAAUACAUACGGCAGCUGCUGCUGAAACAGAGAAUCCCCCUACAUUUCAGUAUUUUUGAUGUUGUCCUAGAAAUGAGGAAGCAGAGACCAGCUGCUGUUCAGACCCAGGAGCAGUAUGAGUUUGUAUACCAUGCGGUUACUGAAAUGUUCCGGGCUGCCCUGAGUUUAUCUGACUCAAACUAUGAAAACGUCAAAGAAAACCGUCUUCCCCUCUAUGACGACGCCCUCUCCCUCCGACACCUGGCUGUGGCCCCGCUCAAACGAAGCACUGUCCUCCACCGGAGCAUCUCAGUGCCGGCUGACCCUCAGACCACAUCAGUGCCAGAACAACCACCCAAGCUCGCCAGGGACAUGGGUGAUACCUAUGCAGUUGUGAACAAGCUCCGGCGAAGUGGAUUGGGUGCUUCUCCCCCUCCUCUUCCUCCCAGCAACGAGGGACCCCUUUAUGCUGCUGUGAAGCCUCGGAUGAGCAAUGUGCCCGACACCUUGGCAAUUGACCCCAGUGCCUUUGCAGGAGUGCAAGCCAGUCACUCGCUGCCUGGAAGCCCCAUGCACCAGCCAGCUUCCGCGGUAACCUGUGAAUACGCCCAAAUUAACCCAGGAGAUUCCAAUCCCAGAGUCACCUCCUCAUCUCACAUCAAUGGAUUAGGGAAAAAGCCCCUGAGGAACCUGCUGCCCACAGUUUUUAGUUCAUCACCUGGGAAGAAAGCCCCACCAUCAACACGGACUGCCCCCACCCAAGAAUAUGAAGAUGUGGGCAACAUCUGUCCCAGGAGUAGCCCAAAUGUGGUGUUAUCUUCUGCCAAUGGAAUGGGGUUUAACUUCCGCAUUGGGAAGCCCAAGGGACCAAGAGACCCUCCUGCUGAAUGGAGUCGCAUCUAGGCAGUAUGACAGAGAGACAAGAACACUGCUUCUGCCAUUGAGCAAUACAGAUCGGGACCAAGACUGCUGCCUGCUCACCCUUCCUUAGGGAACAACUGUAAAAAUAAUAACCACCAGCAAAUUGUGCCUCUGGAGCCAUGGACCAAAAGGGAGCAACAGUUGCAUGCACUAUACUCCAGGAGACUUCUCUACCAGAAGAGGAGGAGAUGACCUGUUUGAAAUGUUGGGAUCCACCAGCUAAGGAUCGUGUGAACCUGCAGCCAACUUCUCUCCAUCGGCUUCUUGAGCAGCUCUUAGUUGGCCAGGAAAGGUUUGCCAGCUAAAAAAUUGAAGCCUGGUACCCCAUGCCAGGAACCAUCGAUACAGCACAUCCCUCCUCCCAUUAAACAAUAUUUGCUAAUUUGUGAGUUGCGCUUUUAUCAACAGCCACUGGAGCAAAUCCAUUCCACCCAGGAGUCUGCCCCAUCUUAUGUCAAUUUACAUUUCUCCACUUACUACAGUCAUUUCUGCAACCUAGUCUAAGGAAUGGAAGGAAGACAUUUGGUGGCUUUGGGACUCUUGGUCUUCUCCCAUCUGGAGGGGGUAAAAAUCAGCACUUCA